Limulus polyphemus (Atlantic horseshoe crab) is the source of this 1946-nucleotide messenger RNA. RefSeq lists its product as uncharacterized. The record is from RefSeq and is a predicted model, not a curated record. NCBI's taxonomy places the organism in Eukaryota, Metazoa, Arthropoda, Merostomata, Xiphosura, Limulidae. The transcript has 3 exons. Bases 230 to 1231 code for a protein of 333 amino acids.
CGUAUUGGCUCGCAGAGCGACUUUUCUUGUUUGAGCCAAUGAGCGCUUCGUUUUGACAAAACUUCUCGCUGUCGUCUAUGCGGGUUCCUUGAAUUACAACAUAGCCUCGAGAUCUUGGCACCUCUGUUAGAUAAAGUCAGCGCUCACAGUCGAAAGAUACCAGAAGGCGGCGAAAGUUUGAAUCUUGGAGUUGAGUUCAAUCCGUACAUCGUGAGAGCAACACGUAGAAAUGAUGACAAACAUAUUGAAUUUGUUGUUUAUUUUAAUGUUCGUCUCUGUACCUCUUCAUGGAGUCCGACCACCCCUGCGAUACUGGUACUUCGAGGAUUAUUUGACGCACCUAGAUCUCGAGAAGCAAGGCUGGAUAAAUGGUGAAAGUGUUAAGUCUGAGGUCGGCGCCAAGACAGACAUGAAAAUUUCUAACCUAACAACAGCAGCGACAUCUAUUGUACAGACUAACAGGUCAAUUAUAGAUGCCAGAGUCACUGCAGAUCCUCUGAAUCUGCUAGUAGCAAUAACAUCUAGUAAUCACAGUAAUCAGUCAGAUGUAGAUCAUGAGAUCACCAUGACUUCCGAUCUGACAACUAGUGAUUACAGUAAUCAGUCGAAUGUCGAUUCUGAGAUCACCAAGACUUCCGAUCUGACAACUAGUGAUUACAGUAAUCAGUCGAAUGUCGAUUCCGAGAUCACCAGGACUUCCAAUCUGACAACUAGUGGUUAUAGUAAUCAGUCGGAUGCCGAUUUUGAGAUUACCACAACAUAUAGUAAGCACAAUAUCCAGUCGGAAAUCGUUGAUGAGAUUGCUACAGACGUUCCCAACACUACCACAAGGGGGUCUUCAAAUACGGAUCUUCUGUCGCUAACAGGUGGGGUUGGUACAAAGAAGGAUAAGGAAGUGACUUGUUGCAUGCUGGGACAGUUAGCGGGAGACAAAGGUUUUCACUGUUUCGUCAAGUUUUACGUUGCUCGCAUUCUAAUGCGAAAUUAUAAUCGUGCUCACAACCGUAAGAUGGCGUUUCACGGAGCUGAGAAAGUGCCAAAUUAUGGUGUGAAAACCAUGCGUACUUUUGAACAGUGCGUCGCAGGACAUGGUGCAAUCUUUCAUAAGUGCUGUCAUUUAGCGGCAGCCGAAAGGCGUAGGUACCGUUACGACUCGGAACAUGGGUCUGGCGCUCACCUGCAUCAUUCCUCCGAGAGACACUUUGACAGAAAGACUGAAAACGCCGUAUAAAAUGACCUGCACAAUAACUUUUUUUUUAAGGAUAGUUUGUAGAUAACUCCAUUGUAGUGGAAUAUACUCGAAGUGCUUGAAGCAAAAGAUCAGUAUUCAUAUACAAUUUAAACUUAUUUUUAGGUAUUUUGAGAUAAAGUACCAACUUUUUUUAUAACUUUCCUCUAAGCCUAUUGUUUUGUAUAUGUAUCUGUGAAAUAUUUACUUUAUCUCUUCAUUUUGAGUUUGCUCUAUUUAAAUACUCGAGGUUUGUGUUUGUUUAUGAAAUGCAUAUAUUUGUGAACAUAGUUCUCUGAUAACACAGCAUGAAAUGUUGAAACCGGAAUUAAAAUGGCUAGUUUUAGUAACUUAGAUUUCUUUCUAUAAAGAACGACAUUUUGUUAGAUCUGACAUAUGAUGAUAUCGAAUCCAUGUUUUUUUCUAAGGCACUCCAGAUCGUAUUGACAAUGUUGGUUGUUUCAGAAGAAGAGUUAAGAGUGGGUGUUGUAUACAUGUGUUAAAAGCAACAUCGCAUAACGUGUGUUAAGUCUUUCUUAGCUACAGAUUAUGCAGAGUGCUUCAUGAUAAAUUAUUUCCAAGCUAGUAACAACAUGCCAUUGUUUACUGUAGUUGUGUAUAUUUCUAAGAUAGUAGAAAUAUAUAUAUAUAUAUAUAUAUAUCUAUUUUAAAUUACUGCGUUGGACAUUCUUAUUAUUGUGAAAAAAUUUAAACUUUU